ACUGCUGGUCCCUCCCUCUCCGGUACCACAUGGACCGGAACCGCCCAGAGACACGUGACGCGGGAUCUCUGGACUGAGCGAGCGCCUCACACCGCAUCAUGGCUGCGGACGAUGCGGCCGCCCGGUCCCGAACCGGAGCCGUCCUCUCCCACUGGGCUCCGCUGUCUCCACCCCGCCUGCUGCUCCUCUCCCUCUCCGCCUGCUCCCUCUUCCCCGCCCCGGCUCUCGGUCUGCUCGGCUUUCGACCGGAGGAGACCGGCGCGGAGCUGUCCGUGGAGGACGGGGUGCUGAAAGCCACCGAGGGCACCCGCUUCAUGCUGCGGGUCUACUACUCCACCUCCCCGCAGAGGCUCAACCGCACCGCGGGGAGUCGGGCCAACAACGCAGCGCCCUGGAUCGCCUUCAUCGAGGAGCCAACUCCCGGGAGAGAGGGACAAGUUCACCCGAAGCGGAACCUGUGCAUGGACAAGAACGCCAGGACGUCCGAUAUCGAGGUUUUAGGCUCUUUCAAGUCGGCGUCCAGCCAAAACUCGGUGCUGGUGGAACUGCUGGCCAAGGACCUGCGGAGGGGAGAGAAGAUCAAAUACUACUCCAUGUGCGCUUUCGACGGAUCCAAAUGGGAACACUACCGGACCCGGGAUUUCUGGGUGGCCGUGGUGGAGCGCUCAGCAGUCCCGGACCUCUGGCUGCAGGUUCUGGUGUCCGUCUUGUUACUCGGCCUGUCGGCUCUGUUCAGCGGGCUGAACCUGAGCCUGCUGGCGCUGGACCCGGUGGAGCUGCAGGUCCUCCAGAACAGCGGCACGGACAAGGAGCAGAACUACGCGCGGAAAAUCGAGUCUGUGCGUCGGCACGGUAACUAUGUCCUCUGCACUUUGCUCCUGGGGAACGCGCUGAUCAACGCCUCGCUGGCCGUGUGGGUGUGCCAGAUUCUGGGCAUGACCUGGCUCUCUACGGUCAUCUGCGCCUUCGGCAUCUUCUUCAUCGGGGAGAUCCUUCCGCACUCGGUGGCGUCGCGCCACGGCCUGGCCAUCGCCUCCAAAACCAUCUGGUUAACGCGGCUGCUGAUGGUGCUCUCUUUCCCCAUCUCCUACCCCAUCAGCAAACUGCUGGACCUCAUCCUCCACCAGGAGAUCUCCAACUUCUACACCAGGGAGAAGCUCCUGGAGAUGCUGCGCGUCACCGACCCGUACCACGACCUGGUCAAAGAGGAGCUCAACAUCAUCCAGGGAGCGCUGGAGCUGCGCACCAAGACGGUGGAGGACGUGCUGACGCCGCUGACCGACUGCUUCAUGCUGGCCUCGGACGCGGUGCUGGACUUCAACACCAUGACAGAGAUCAUGCAGAGCGGAUACACGCGGAUUCCGGUGUUCGAGAACGAGCGGUCCAACAUCGUGGACAUCCUGUUCGUCAAGGAUCUGGCGUUUGUGGAUCCGGACGACUGCACCCCGCUGAAGACCAUCACCCAGUUCUACAAGCACCCGCUGCACUGCGUUUUCAACGACACCAAACUGGACGCCAUGCUGGAGGAGUUCAAGAAAGGGAAGUCCCACCUCGCCAUCGUGCAGCGGGUGAACAACGAGGGCGAGGGCGACCCGUUCUACGAGGUGAUGGGCAUCGUCACCCUGGAGGACGUCAUCGAGGAGAUCAUCAAGUCAGAGAUCCUGGACGAGACCGACCUCUACACUGAUAACCGUACGAAGCGGCGGGUUUCCCAUCACGAGCGGAAGCAGCAGGACUUCUCCAUCUUCAAGCUGUCAGAGAACGAGAUGAAAGUGAAGAUUUCUCCUCAGCUGCUGCUGGCCACGCAUCGCUUCCUGUCCACAGAGGUGGAGCCGUUCAAGCCGGCCCACCUGUCCGAGAAGAUCCUGCUGAGGCUGAUCAAACAUCCCAGCGUGGUCCAGGAGCUCAAGUUCGAUGAGAAGAACAAGCGAGCGCCGCAGCACUUCCUGUUCCAGCGCAACAAACCCGUGGACUAUUUCAUCCUGGUGCUGCAGGGCCGAGUUGAGGUGGAGUUUGGUAAGGAGGCCCUGAAGUUUGAGAAUGGAGCGUUUGCAUACUACGGGGUGCCUGCCAUCAUGCCAACAGUGUACAGAUCGCCUUCCCGCAGCAGCGGCUUGGACCGCAGCGACUCCAUGCUGUACGGGGGAAGCAUGGGCCAGCUCAACGGAGGGGGGAGCAUCUACCUGCCCGACUACUCCGUCAGACAGCUCACACACCUGCAGGUCAUCAAGAUCACGCGCAGCCACUACCAAAACGCCCUGACGGCCACCAGGAUGGACAGCUCGCCGCAGACACCUGACGCCGAUGGCCGCCCCACCGAGGGCAACACCCCGACCCCGGAGCCGCCCAUCCCGGAGCACACCGCCACCCUGAUGCCCCCCAGGGAGCCCGGCCGGCCCGGCUCGGCCCGCAGCCGGGCCCAGCAGGCCAGCGUCCCGCACAGCACGUCGCUGCUCAACGAGAAGAACCGCAUCGUCCGCAGUAAGUCGGACGGCCAGAAGAGUCCCAGUGACUCGGUGUUCCUCAGGAUGGAUGAGAUCCCCUACAUCAGGGAGGACCGCUCGGAGAGUGACGGAAACACCGACACAGCCUCUGUUCCCAUAGAAACGGACACAUCUCCCUUCAUCAGCACCAUGUCGCUCAGCGGCUCAGAGGACACACUGGGCAAGAAACUCCUGCUUAAACUCAGCCACAAGAAGAGGAAAAAGUCUCGCGAGGGAGAGAAAACUCCGGAGGACAAUUCAGAACAGCCGCUGGUGAAAACCUAGCGGCGUGUUUGUGUGUGUGUGUGUGUUUGAUACAGACAAGGAAGGCAGAGAACAGACUAACACACCGUCAGCGGACGAUUCUUUAGACUGGAAAGACGAUGUGCUGGUUGGCUAAAACGUCAAACUAUCAGAGUUUUAUCUGAGAAGGUGGAGCCUCGGAGGUGUUUUUACGACGACGCCCUUCUAAUAAAAAAAAAAAGAAUGACUGCGAAUGUAACGGGUUUGUGGAAUAAGUUAUAGGAGUUUUUCUACACUGCACACCCUCCUCACGUGCGCUCACCUCUCCCGUGGAGCUGAAGGAACAGGUGUUUGAUGAAGACUCAGUCACAGGACACCAAAGAUGUCGCUAUUUUUUCAUAUCGCUCACGACUGCGCCAGAGAAAUCCCCACCGAAGCGAACCCCGCCUGUUUGCUGCAACGUCUGCAAGCUCUUGAUAUGAACAGUGUUAUGUACCGUACUGCUGCUUUCCCUUUACAUUACCACUGACCGCAUCCCAAA
Messenger RNA from Myripristis murdjan (pinecone soldierfish), 3267 nucleotides. RefSeq names its product metal transporter CNNM1-like. Gene Ontology annotation, biological process: magnesium ion homeostasis; transport. Lineage: Eukaryota; Metazoa; Chordata; Actinopteri; Holocentriformes; Holocentridae. Gene Ontology annotation, molecular function: transmembrane transporter activity. Bases 99 to 2768 code for a protein of 889 amino acids. The transcript has 10 exons. Gene Ontology annotation, cellular component: plasma membrane. The record is from RefSeq and is a predicted model, not a curated record.